AUGCCCGAGCUAGCGGAAGUGUCGCGCAUAGUUCAUUUCCUUCGCCAACAUCUUGUUGGCAAGGUCCUUUCCAAGGUGUCUGUGCAGAACGAUGAUAUCAUCUACGGUAAAGCCGGAACCACCGCCGCCGAGUUCCAAAAAGCAAUGGAAGGAAAGAAAGUUGUUGGUGCUGGACAACAGGGCAAGUACUUCUGGAUUACUAUGUCAUCACCGCCUCAUGCUGUGAUGCAUUUUGGCAUGGCGGGCUGGCUGAAAAUCCGGAAUGCCAACACAUAUUACUAUCGGACAGACAAGCCGGAAGAUAAGGAGUGGCCACCAAAGUAUUGGAAGUUCUUGCUCGAGACCGACGGGGACCCAAAGACAGAGGCUGCUUUUGUUGAUUUUCGUCGACUUGGGAGGAUACGCCUGGUAGACUGUCCUGCAGACGAGAUCCGUAAAUACAGUCCACUGAAAGAGAAUGGGCCGGAUCCAGUCGCGGAUAAAGAUAUUGUGACGAAGGAGUGGCUAGCGAAGAAGCUAAGGAGCAAAAAGGUCCCCGUAAAACCACUUCUCCUCGACCAAGCAAACAUAAGCGGAAUCGGCAAUUGGAUGGGAGACGAAAUUCUCUAUCACGCCAAGAUCCAUCCUGAGCAGUACAGCAACACCUUGGAUGACGACCAGAUCAAGGAGCUCCAUUCAGCGCUACAUUACGUCUGCUCAACAUCUGUGGACCUACUAGCGGACUCUGAAAAGUUCCCGGCCAACUGGUUGUUCAAGCAUCGCUGGAGUAAAGGCAAGAAAAAUGCCUCAUUUGUGCUGCCAAAUGGGGAAAAGAUUACUUUCCUUACGGUGGGCGGUAGAACCAGCGCAGUGGUUCCGAGCGUUCAGAAGAAGACAGGGCCAGUAGCCAAAGAAAUCAAGAAUGACGAUGUCAGCGAUGCACCGAGUAAGCCAAAGCGGAAGCGGGCAUCAGUUAUCAAGGAAGAGAGCGAGUCCGAAGCCAGCGAAGAGGAUGCCAAACCCAAAAAGACGGGAUCCAAGAGACAGAACAAGAAGACCAUCAAGACUGAAGACGAAGAUGAGACGAAGACUAAGCCGGCAGAAGCAGAGCCCUCUACAAGGAGGCGCUCAAACCGGCUUAGGAAAUGA
Aspergillus sclerotioniger CBS 115572 is the source of this 1128-nucleotide messenger RNA. Its product is annotated as putative formamidopyrimidine-DNA glycosylase. Gene Ontology annotation, cellular component: nucleus. The record is from RefSeq and is a predicted model, not a curated record. The coding region runs from base 1 to 1128 and encodes 375 amino acids. Gene Ontology annotation, molecular function: damaged DNA binding; zinc ion binding; DNA N-glycosylase activity. Gene Ontology annotation, biological process: base-excision repair. The transcript has 2 exons. Lineage: Eukaryota; Fungi; Ascomycota; Eurotiomycetes; Eurotiales; Aspergillaceae.